AAGACAUUGAAGUAAUGGAGGAUUUGGAUAAUGGAAGACCACCGUGAACUAAAAAAAAAGACUGAGGCGGAUAUGUCGAAUGCAAACUUCCUCGAUUUCCAGUAUAACCUCUCGAAACGGAAGUUUUUGCGAAAACCAUCACAUGUAUUUUCCUUCCGAGACAGGCAAAACUCUGGCUUAUCUCCUUCUUUUGAGCCAAAUCCCGAUGAAAUGAAGAGAGUGUUUGAAAAAUUUGACUCCAACAAAGAUGGGAAGAUAUCUCAGCAGGACUACAAGGCCAUCUUGAGAGCACUAGGAAAGGGAAACAUGGUUGGAGAAGUCCGCAAGAUUUUUAGGGUUGCCGAUUUGGACGGGGAUGGGUUUAUUAAUUUCAAGGAGUUUAUGGAAGUACACAAGAAGGGAGGUGGGAUUCGAACAAUAGACAUUCAGAAUGCUUUUCGGACGUUUGAUUUGAACGGAGAUGGAAAAAUAAGUGCUGAAGAAGUCAUGGAAGUGCUGGAGAGGUUGGGGGAGAGUUGCAGCCUUGAAGACUGCCAGAGAAUGGUACGGGCAGUGGACACUGAUGGGGAUGGCGUUGUUGACAUAGAUGAGUUCAUGACCAUGAUGACUCGGUCCAUGAAACAUGCUUAGAGAAUUAGAGACCUAAUUUGUGUUUGCGUUUAUGUGUGUUUAUUGUUAAUCCAUGUGAAGCAAUUUACUGUAUAAGUUGCCAUAUGCAUGGCAAAUGGUAAUAGCAUAAUGUGGCAUGUGAGUGCUUUAUUGUACUUUA
Messenger RNA from Prunus avium (sweet cherry), 769 nucleotides. It is a transcript of the gene CML30, whose product is annotated as Calcium-binding EF-hand family protein. The record is from RefSeq and is a predicted model, not a curated record. Gene Ontology annotation, molecular function: calcium ion binding. NCBI's taxonomy places the organism in Eukaryota, Viridiplantae, Streptophyta, Magnoliopsida, Rosales, Rosaceae.